AUGAGCAUAACCCAAAUCUCAAAGAGGCUCUCAUCAUCACCCCAAAGAUUUCCAGAUUGCUGCUUGGGGAUCUCGAGCACCUUGAUCGCCCACCUCUCUUCCAUCCUUCCUAAGAAACCCACAUUCACCGUUUCCGUGGGCAGCGGAUCUGGUUUACUCGAAGCUUUAAUCGUAAACCACGAUGAAAAUGUGACAGUGCAAGGUGUUGAGAUUGGCUCAGCUGUCAAUCGAUAUAUUGCCGAAGAACACAUGAACGUCGUGAUCGGAGGCUGGGGACUCUGCUCUGCUGCUCAACAGGCCACAGCAUGGAUGUUUGUCUACCCCCGCGACCCGAAACUCAUCAAAAAGUACAUUGAUACAUAUGGUGAUCGACCUCUUGAGUUGAUUGCAUGGCUCGGGCCGAAGGUGGACUGGCCAGAUUAUGAGCUGCAGUUUCGCCAAUCUUCGUUUUCCGAGUUGACUUAUCCGGAUGAUAUUGGACUAACACCGUAUGAGGUUAUGGUUAUUGCAAGGAGAUCAUGUUAA
Messenger RNA from Penicillium soppii, 525 nucleotides. RefSeq lists its product as uncharacterized. Bases 1 to 525 code for a protein of 174 amino acids. The record is from RefSeq and is a predicted model, not a curated record. The transcript has a single exon. Lineage: Eukaryota; Fungi; Ascomycota; Eurotiomycetes; Eurotiales; Aspergillaceae.